AUGGCGCUUCAAAACGACGUUGAAGCGUGCGAGAAAGACUUGCAGAAGGUUACGGGCUCUCAGCACUCCCAACACAGCAAUGCGCCAGAGAAUUACGACACCACAGCCGUUCGCUCCCUGGUCUGGAAACAGGAUCUUCGCAUCAUCCCCCUCACAGCAGGAAUCUACCUCCUCUGCUUCCUCGACAGAUCAAACAUCGGCAAUGCCAAAACCCUCAAUGCCAACGCCGGAGAAUCCCUCCUGCAAGAAGCCAACAUGACAAACUACCAGUACACCAUUGCGCUCAUGGUCUUUCUCGUUGCUUACGCCGUGUUCGAAGUACCCAGCAACUAUUUCCUGAAGAAAUUGAAACCGAGUCGCUGGAUCGCUUUUCUCAUGUUUGGUUGGGGCGCGUGCACUAUUGGACUCGGGGGCGCGAAUAACUAUGCGACCGUUACCGCUGUGCGGUUCUUGCUGGCGAGUGCGACGCUCGCGGGUGCUUUUGGAGGCGCGAUUGCGUAUGGCGUUGGGCAUAUGAAGCAGGUCCAGGGCCUUUCCGCAUGGAGGUGGCUAUUCAUCCUCGAAGGCAUUCCUUCCUGCGUCUCAUCAGUAGCCGUGUGGCUCUUCCUACCCGACUAUCCCGAGGAAGCUUCUUGGUUAUCAACAUCCGAACGUGAGCUAGCAGUCGCGCGGCUCGAGAAAGAAGGAUCAAAAGGCGACGCGCCGUCGUUAAACUGGGAAACCGCAAAGGCUACCCUACUUGAUGGCCGACUUUGGGUGCACUACAUUAUCUACUUCGGCAUCUCUGCGCCGUUCAGCUCGCUUUCGCUCUUCACUCCGACGAUUACUGCAGGGCUGGGCUACGAGAAUCUCCAGGCACAACUCAUGACAGUGCCACCGUACGCCGUCGCGUACGUGGUUUCCAUCGUCACGGCUUGGUCAUCGGACUACUUCAACGCCCGCGCAUUGCACUCAGCUGUCCUGGCUACCAUUGGAGCGAUUGGUUUUCUGGCAUCGGCCCUUCUUCCGGCUGAAUCUUUCCAUGCGCGCUAUGGAUGUCUGAUUGUUGCAGCCAGUGGCGCUUUCUCUUGUAUUCCCCCGCUGCUUGGCUGGUUGAGCAACAACAUGCACAGCACCGCCGCUGCAGGGUUAGCCAUUGCAUUGAAUGUCUCAUGGGGGGCCCCAGGUCAGAUUGUGGGUGUUUGGAUCUACAAGGCGAACGAGAAGGAGCGAGGGUACCCUACUGGCCAUUGGACUAACUUUGGAAUGUUGGUUAUGGUUGCUGUUGGCUGUGUUGGGUUGAGGUUUUACUACCAGUGGCGAAACAAGAGAUUGCAACGCUUGGGACCGGAUGCGACGGGAAUGGACAGAGAGUUCAGUUAUUGA
Messenger RNA from Alternaria ventricosa, 1365 nucleotides. RefSeq lists its product as uncharacterized. Bases 1 to 1365 code for a protein of 454 amino acids. The record is from RefSeq and is a predicted model, not a curated record. Lineage: Eukaryota; Fungi; Ascomycota; Dothideomycetes; Pleosporales; Pleosporaceae. Gene Ontology annotation, cellular component: membrane. Gene Ontology annotation, biological process: transmembrane transport. The transcript has 4 exons. Gene Ontology annotation, molecular function: transmembrane transporter activity.